AUGUCGAAACGCCCAAAUAACGACAUAGAAGAAAUAAACAGCGAAGCCAAGAAAAUGGCAAUAACUUGGCAAUUCAAGUCUCUCACCGAUAAAGCUCAACGGGAAGCAAAAAAGAAGCCACGAACACCAGCAAAGUACAAAUUUUGCCAUGGCGCACACGAAGCAUAUGAUUGCAACAUCAUUCCCCAAGAGAAAAAGUGGUCAAUCGCCCUAAAAAGAAAAAUGUGCAUCAUUUGCUUGGGAAAUGCAAAACACCACCCGGCCGCAUGCUAUGGAUUAAAACGCACAGACUACUUGUGCCAGGAAGAAUCCUGCCAGAAAGACUUUCAAAUUCACCACAAGUCGAUAUGCGACAAAGCGCACGAAGAAGAAGACCUAGGAAUUGACCAACUCAUGAAAGACCACCUGGACGAGGACAUCCAAGCAACCCAAUGA
Messenger RNA from Caenorhabditis remanei, 435 nucleotides. RefSeq lists its product as uncharacterized. The coding region runs from base 1 to 435 and encodes 144 amino acids. NCBI's taxonomy places the organism in Eukaryota, Metazoa, Nematoda, Chromadorea, Rhabditida, Rhabditidae. The record is from RefSeq and is a predicted model, not a curated record. The transcript is spliced from 2 exons.